Theileria parva strain Muguga is the source of this 1440-nucleotide messenger RNA. RefSeq lists its product as uncharacterized. NCBI's taxonomy places the organism in Eukaryota, Apicomplexa, Aconoidasida, Piroplasmida, Theileriidae. The coding region runs from base 1 to 1440 and encodes 479 amino acids. The record is from RefSeq and is a predicted model, not a curated record. The transcript has a single exon.
AUGUCUUUAAGAUUUGGAAGUGAUACAGAAUUAGAACCCUUUGAGAGUUACCAAGCUCAACCCCUCGGUAGUAACGGAGUAAAGCUUGAAAUUGAGAUAAAGAAAUCUACAUCCGAAUUUGAGCAUAGAUUUGUGAAUGAUUUUAGAACUUAUAACUGCCUUUUAGGUAAAAAAUUUACCUCCGUAACGGAGGAAGGGUUCGUUAUCUGGAAAUCCGACAAUACAACAUCUGAUAAUACAACAUCUUAUAGUACAACAUCUGAUAGUACAUCUGAGUCUGCAGGUUCCAGUACAGUGUAUAUCUCAGAAAAGAAGGAGAGAUACAUGUUAAUCUUACUUGAAGAUGAUUAUAAAUUAUUUUAUAAAAAGGGUAAUGGGAUACUGUGGACAGAUAUCACUGACGAUAGAAUAAAAUUAUAUCGAAUCAGUUUAUGUCGUGAUGACAUUGACUUGAGAGAGGGAAAGGAUUACGAAUAUCAAUUGAGGAUGUUUGAUUAUAUGUUUUAUUUUAAGAAGGAGUGUAAGGAGGUUUGGUACAUGGGAAGGUUAAUUUGGCGUUUUAAUGAGAAUUUUAUAACCAGAAAACCGAAAGGUUUCUUUGUCAACUUGGUAAAUAACAGUUUUAGACUAAAUUACGGUGACACCAGUAGACAUUAUGAUUCUGCACCCAGAAUUAAGAUGUUUAAACUGGUUAACGAGAAAUACGUUGAGAUGACAAAUUCAGAUUACAUUACUAUAAGAAAUUACAAGUGGUUUGCUUUUAAGUUUAUUUUUACAAGGGUAAUUACAGAUUUAAGAAUUACACUUGAUAAUAAUAUACUCUGGGAAGGCGAUUCCGAAUACUUUUACUCACUAUUAAUAGACGAAUCGGAUAAUAGAAUACAAAUUGAUUCUUACAACUCUGUCAUCACACUACAUUAUAAUCACUUAAUCCGUAACACAACUAACAACAGUAAUGACACAACUAACCACAGUGGUGACACAACUAAUUUACCAAGUGGUUUAAGAGGAGGUUGGGAAAUAGAGGAGCAUAAGAUGAAUAAGAAUAUUAAGAUAUAUCAUUAUCCUAUAGGUAAUAUGAUAGGUUUAGUGGGUAGAAGUUUAUAUAGUGUGGAAUUAAUAUAUCCAGGCUGUUUUGAGUAUAUUCUUAAUAAAGGGCUUAAAAUCUGUGCAAUGGUAAUAGACUGUAAAACAGCGUAUAUACAUGACAUUGGCACAGAAUACCUUAAAGGCUUUAUUUACGACUUGAUUGAGGAGGAAUUGGAAUAUUACGUACAAGGGAAACUAAUACAGAAGAAAUGGGUUGGUAUGGACUGGGGACUUAGGAUAGAUAAGCUACCACAUCUGAACAUCCUAGAACCCAGAGAAUGGGCUGAAAAUGGUAAAUUUGCUAAAUUUAUCGAACCACAACAAAACCUACAAUUAUACCAAUAUACAUAA